AUGAGGAACAUGUUUAGGAUGAAGCUAGAUUUCAACACUUCGUACAGAGCUUUGUUAUCUGCACAAGAGUUGGUGAGAGGAACAACAGAAGAUGGAUAUGCGAAUCUGUAUUCUUAUUUCCGUCAGAUCGAGAUAUCGAAUCCGGGAACUGUCACAUGUCUUGAGAAAGAUGGUGAAAACAAAUUUAAGUAUAUAUUCCUAUCUUUUGGAGUUUCGAUUGCUGGUUUUACCUAUCGUAGGAGGGUUAUUGUGGUGGAUGGGACUCAUCUAUGUGGGAAGUAUGAAGGAGUUAUGCUAGUUGCGGCUGUCCAAGAUGUUUCUGACAUGCACGGUUCCAUUAAGAAGGCGUGUGAGAAAGUUUUCCCUUGGGCAAGGCGAGAAAUAUGCUAUUAUCAUCUACAACAGAACAUAGUCCAAAAGUUCAAGGAAAAUCACAUGUUGUACUUGGUCAAAGGCGCUGCUUAUGAACAUACGCUUUUCGAUUUUAACCGAUACAUGGAUGAGAUACGGAGUAUAAACCCCAACCUUGAAACAUAUUUGGAGAAUGCUGACGUCUCAUUAUGGUCACGAAUUCAAUUUCAAGGUGACAUAUACAACAUAAAGACUAGCAACAUCGCAGAAUCUAUCAACUCUGCACUUAAGCCAGCCAAAGGAUUCCCAGUCUCAUUCCUUCUAGAAUUUAUACGCGAGAAGCUAGGAAGGUGGUUCUUUAAAAGGAGAGAAGAUGCUUUGAGUCUCACUUCACAUCAUAAUCGGGGAGUUGAAAAUGUGUUGGCUAUUCGUGAAGAGAGGUGUCAAUGUGGUGUGUUUGAUAUUGAGAAGAUACCUUGUUCACAUGCCAUUGCAGCUGCAAAGGAUGCAAAUAUUCAUGUCUCUACGCUUGUAUGCCCAUCCUAUUCAAAGAAUUAUCUUUAUGAAGCAUACGCGGCAAAUUUAUAUCCCAAAAGUGACGUAUUGGAAUCUCCCAACACUGAUGGCACAUCACCUGCCAAUGAAGAAGGAGCUCCCAACACUGAUGACACAUCACCUGCCAAUGAAGAAUGUUCUAAUGCACAUAAAUGUCUUCCUCCAGAUGUCAAGCGUGGUCCGGGUAGGCAAAAGAAGUCGAGGUGGCAGUUUUGGCUAGAAAUUUCCAGGAUGAGGGAAAACAAACCGCGAAAAUUGCACAAGGAUUAUAGUUGCUCCUAG
Messenger RNA from Brassica napus (rape), 1188 nucleotides. RefSeq lists its product as uncharacterized. Gene Ontology annotation, biological process: DNA transposition. The transcript is spliced from 3 exons. Lineage: Eukaryota; Viridiplantae; Streptophyta; Magnoliopsida; Brassicales; Brassicaceae. The record is from RefSeq and is a predicted model, not a curated record. Gene Ontology annotation, molecular function: DNA binding; zinc ion binding; transposase activity. The coding region runs from base 1 to 1188 and encodes 395 amino acids.